Molecule: messenger RNA, 5857 nt
Organism: Patiria miniata (bat star)
Lineage: Eukaryota; Metazoa; Echinodermata; Asteroidea; Valvatida; Asterinidae
Product: fibropellin-1-like
Exons: 27
Coding region: 168-4091 (1307 amino acids)
Biological process (GO): establishment or maintenance of epithelial cell apical/basal polarity; heterophilic cell-cell adhesion
Cellular component (GO): protein-containing complex; plasma membrane
Molecular function (GO): calcium ion binding
Source: RefSeq, a predicted model, not a curated record
AAAUGAGGCCGUUGCCAGUGGCGGGAAGUGUGCUGUGUCGCGUGCUCUGCAGAGAGUUAUUCAGCGGAUGUUUCAUUGCCUAGCCGACAUCUAUAAGGUUGUAGUUGGGUUCUUUUCCCCUUUGAUAAAGCUCAUGUGCCUAUCCUCAGCCGGCUUGUGACAUACACAUGCAUGCAACCAUGGGUUAUACUGUAGGAAUAGCCGUACUGGUGCUCACGUUUGUUGCUGCCAGUCUGUCUCAGGAAUGUACCUUUGACGAGGCAGUCAACCCAAUGUGUGGCUGGAUCGGGUCACGUGGUAGUGAUUAUUACUGGCAGCUACGUGAGGGCAGCACACCUGCCAAGAACACGGGACCACCAAAUGACCGCUCAGGAAGUGGCAAGUACAUGCUUGCCAGGUCGUCGAUUGAAACCAGGAAGGGCCUGCAACGCCUCCCCAAACGAUCCCGGGCUCGUUUGACCAGCCCCACGCUGACCAUCGGCCCGCAACGGAAACUGCUCAGGUUCUACUACUUCAUGUUCGGCAAACAGAUCGGUGGAAUGGCGGUGUUUGUGGCGGUGAGGGGAGAUACUAGCCCGCCUUCACCCGUGUGGAGACGGAGGGGGAACCUAGGUGUGAUUUGGCACAUGGGGGAGAUACGACUACCUGCAAAUAGUACAGUCAAGGUUGUCUUUGAAGCUGCAGUCGGUAAGGGAGUAGCCGGAGACAUAGCCAUCGACGACAUCACGAUAAAUGACCUGGCAGCAGAUUGUACCUUCGAGAGCGCCGGAGGCUUGGUACCCAUCGAGCCCCCUUGUCUCUUCGAGGAGGCGAGCGAGGACCACUUCGACUGGCAGGAGAACACAGGGAAGACGCCCACAAGACGGACGGGACCAGCUAUCGACCACACCUUGGAACAAUCCAGAGGAACUUACAAGUACAUCGAGGCAACGGGCCCGAAUCAGGGGGAGAAAGCCCAUCUCCUGAGCCCCCGCUACACCAAGAUCCAAGGCGAUUGCGACGUGUCGUUCUGGUACCACAUGUACGGCGAGCACGUGGGCCAUCUCAAGGUGCACAUCAUGAAACAUCCCGGCCAUCUUGGGGAGCCUUACUUCACUCAAGCGGGCGACCAUGGCAACAUUUGGAUCGAGGGUCAUUUCAACAUCACCAACAUUGUCGGCAGCUAUCGGGUUGUUUUUGAGGGAAUCCGGGGGGAUGGUUCCUCUGGGGAUAUUGCCAUCGAUGAUGUCAGGCUUCUAGGUCCGCACUGCAUCACUGCUGAGUCACUCAGAGAAUUACAGAGAAACGAGUCCAGGAGGGAUAACUGUUCUCCGAACCCAUGCAGCCAUGGCGGUAGUUGCCAGCAGGUGAUUGGGGGGUACAGGUGUAACUGCACGGAAGGAUGGGGAGGAGUGAACUGCAACAGAGAACUUUUGAGAAGUUCGUGUUCCAGCCGGCCCUGCGUGAACGACGGUCAUUGUGUAGUCAUCAACAGCACGACCUACACCUGCGAAUGCCCGCUAGGCUGGACGGGUGAAAACUGCGAAAUCGAGGACACAGACUCCUCCUCUGGGUGUGACCCCAACCCGUGCCAAAACGAGGCUACCUGCUACAACUUCACCACAUACUACGAGUGUGACUGCAAAGAGGGCUGGACCGGUGGGGAUUGCGAAAUUGAGGACAUUCCAGAUCCUUGUGAGGUCAGUCCCUGUCGGCCUGGCGGUGUUUGCAUCCCUCAACCAGACGGAAGCUACACAUGCACAUGUCGUGAAGGGUUCGUUGGAUUUAACUGUGAAACAGAAGUACAGUUGACAGACCCGUGCGAGAGCCAACCGUGUCAGAAUGAUGGAACCUGCCGGGGUACCGUCCGAGAAGAGACGUACAUGUGCAUCUGCACUCCCGAGUGGUUGGGAACUAAUUGCGAAAUAGAUACGAGUAAUGUGGACAAGUGCCUGAGCAACCCGUGCCAGAACGAGGCGACAUGCAGUAGUUUUACCGACCGGUACGAGUGCCUGUGCACCGAGCGGUAUACCGGGGGAGACUGCGAGAUUGAUCGCGCAAGUAUUGACAAAUGUGCAAGUUCUCCGUGCCAGAACGACGCUACGUGCUCCAGCUUCUUCGACCGUUACGAAUGCUUGUGCCCAUCAGGAUGGACAGGGGAGAACUGUGAAGAAGACGUCGACGAGUGCUCACUCCCUACCAGUCCUUGCCAAAACGGUGGGAUGUGUAACAACACGAUAGGGGGUUAUAACUGCACCUGCCCCCGCGGCUGGCACAGCCAAAACUGCGACUUAGAGUGUGCCGACAGCAAUAAAAAUUGCAUGUACUGGGCGGCUGUAGGAGAGUGCAAAGUCAACCCCAACUACAUGCUGAUAUACUGCCAGAAAGCUUGCGGUGUGUGCCAAAACUACAUUUGUGAAGACUCCCAUGAGAGUUGUCCAAAGUGGAAAAAACUCGGAGAAUGCACGAAGAAUCCUUACUACAUGAUGGCCAAUUGUCACUACAGCUGUGGUGUCUGUAUUGACGAUGAAUGUGCGAGUAGUCCGUGUCAGAAUGCAGCUACAUGCGUGGACGGAGUGGACUCAUACACAUGCACGUGUACGCCAGGCUUUAAGGGCGUCAACUGUGAAAUAGACAUCGACGAUUGCCUCACCCAGCCUUGUAUGAAUAAUGGAACAUGCAUAGAUUUGCCGAAUGGAUUUGAGUGCAGAUGUACAGAAUGGUACAGAGGAUUCACGUGUGAAUUAGAGGCAGACUUCUGCACCAGCGAACCUUGUCUUAACAACGGUACAUGCACUGACGACCUAAGGGGAUACAACUGUACGUGUCCGGAGGGGUUUGACGGUAUAAAUUGCGAGAUAGAGAUCAACGAGUGUGGGAGCUCCCCCUGCCAACAUGGCGGCAGAUGCGAAGACCAGACCAACGGUUACGUGUGCCACUGUCCGCCUGAAUGGACCGGACCAGAGUGUCAAUUUGAUUUUGACGAGUGUAAAAGCAACCCGUGUACAAACGGCGGCACGUGCUAUCAUGGCGUCGGCAACCGACUCUACAUAUGCUACUGCCCACGUGGUUGGCAAGGAUCCAAUUGUGAACUAGAGGUGAAUGAAUGUUUGAGCUUACCCUGUCGGAACGGGGCAACCUGCCAGGAUUUGUUGGAUGGCUUCAACUGUUCCUGUACGGCAGGCUGGACCGGGCCGACCUGCGCCACAGAUAUAUCAGAGUGUGCGAGCAGUCCAUGCCUCCGUGGCGAGUGCAUAGAGGGCGCCAACCAAUAUGAAUGUCUGUGCUACCCAGGAUUCACCGGGGUCCAUUGUGAGAUCGACGUUGAUGAAUGUCUCAGUGACCCAUGUCUGAACGGUGGAGUGUGUCUCAAUUUAGACAACCGUCAUGACUGCAUCUGCCCUUUAAAUUGGCAAGGAAGAUACUGCGAACAAGCCGUGACAACAAUCCCAGCCACAACCCAGCGCACAACCCCACGCACAACUCCACGGGCGAUACCCCAUCACGGUUCCGACUCCUGGAGUGACUUCGAUUCGGACUUCCAGGAGUCCUCCUACCCAAUCAGCAGUGAUACUGAGUUCACCACGCCAAUCGACGAGGAGACCGACACCGAUGAAGGACCUUCGGGCAUGGGAGGAGGUACAGAGGUCAACACGCAGUCGCAGGAGCCAGAGACCGAAGACGCAACGAGUCCUAAGAUUGAGCUGGUGGAAACCACAUUAUUGGAGGAGAUUGAGACAACGAGUGACAGCCAAACUACGGAUGUAAACAGGCCAAGCACCCCUGGCAAAACCACCCCAAGGGAGGAUAACAAUGUUCUACCAAAAAUAGAAGCCACUCCCAAGUCUACGGGGGUUAAGGAUAACGGGACGGGGAAGAGCAAGCAAUCUAAUCCGCCCUCUACCGGCCACAUCAUAGCUGUCGUCUUCGGUGGCCUGCUCUUCAUCGCCAUUGUCGUCUUUCUUGUCAUCGUCUUAGUGCGACAGAGGCGGAAGUCGCGCAUCGGCAAAUACGAGCACUUCAGCAUGGACAGCAAAGACGCUGUGGCAUGGAAGGAGAUGGAUACCCGCUCCUAUAAUGACUCGAUUAACACGGAGAGCUCCAAUAUGUAGCCAGGGUACCACACUUAUCUGAUACCUCUGAGAUUUUGGUACAACUCUUAAUCAUUCCGUGGAUAUAGAUAAGAAAAAGGUUGUCUGUCUUUUACCGUAAGGCAAUAAUUUAAACCAAACAGUUCUCGAUAACAACGUGUGAGGGCGGCAAAACGCAUCCGUCGUGAACCCGAGGGGCAAGCAAAGACACCAAUUUUAUGGCCGACAAAUUAGAGAGAGAAAUGAUUAUAUUGGCCGCAAAAUUUAAACAAAGGUGGCCCUCUUGGCCAUGUCGAUAUAUUGCUUUAAUCCCCACUAAAAAUUGGUUUUAAUUAUAUUGCAUUUUGGAAUAGACUAGAUAAUAAGAUGCCCUUUUGCAUUGGUAUACAUAGAAGCAGCGUCCGGAAUGUGGUGAUCAAUUUUGAAUAUAUCAAGUAUGUAUGCUCACUGUUCCCUCUAAGCGGAUGUACGUGCGUCUAGACUCAGUUUCCCGAUUUAGAAUGUAGAUAAGAAAGGUAACAUUGAGCAUAGGCCUAUUAAAUUCCAUCCGCUAGAAAGGGGGCUUUCAUAAGACCAAGAACCAAUUAAUACCCAAGGCCCAAGAUUUUCUGUGGCACCUGUCGCUGUGCAAUCGAGGCAAUUCAUUGGCCCUGAUUCAGGUGUCACCUCCUUGGCCCUAAUUCAGGUGUCACCUAAUUGCACUUCUUCGCGCAUAUACCCCCUUAUAUUCAAGGCGGUUCUUUAUUCCUCUGUGAUACAAUUUUUAAUUAGUAGACUCUGUGUACUUUCAUUGUCACUGAAUCUAUAUAACAAAAACUGCCCUGGGUGAGGGCGCACCGUGAAGGCGUCUAUACUGCUCAAUGCACUCAUUUUCUCUGUGCAGAGCCACGUCCAAACUAUUUGGCUACGGCUAGAAAUAACUAUGGGAAGUGGCUACGGCCAGUUCCAUAGCCGCGUAUAGCCGCGUGUGUAAUUUCUAGCCUCAGCCAUAAAGUAACUCGGACACGGCUAUGAUAUUGGCUUGUAGUCAAGCGUGGCAUUGCGCAUGCGCUAGCGCGAUUGCAUGUCGCACUAUCCUUCCAUCCCACACUAUAAUUAUUUUCAAUACAAAGAUUGUAUAAACAAUAAAUGGUAAGACGACAUAUAUAAUAUACAUUAAACUAGCAAUUAAAGUUGGAUGAAAUAACACAAACAUUUUGUAUAGUGUUUACCCUUUUAAAAUCACGUAUCAAAAAAAAUAUAAUUGACUCUCCUUGAAAUUCCGUUCAAUGCGGUUCAGUUAUAUUAUAUAAUGUUAUACUUUUAUGUUUAUUUAUAGAUGUAGAUAUUCUGUACCAUAUGUUUUUCUGUAAUGAGAGACGUUUUGAAAUGAUGGGGGAUUUGACAGCUACGUGCACGCAGUCUCACACACGUGACAUGCAAUAAUUAACCAUUUCCCUGGUUCUUCAUUUAGAACGAGGUCAAAUUUACUGAAUAGUUAUUUCCGUGUAACUUGACAAAUAAUUAACUUAACUUCCGUGAAGUGUGCCCAGCGUCAACUUAAGUAUAACUGACAUUUUUACUGUAUUUUUAUGGGCUGAUAAAGUGUGUAACACACAAACAGAAGAAAGUGUUAAUGCCAAAUUCGAGUCUUCCUUCAAUAAGCGAAUUUUAUAUUUUAUAUGAGACAGCAAUAUCAAUUCUACAACCAGAAAGCUGAAAGAACUUUUAGAUUCCACGAUUCCAGAUUUCGUGAAACGGCAAGACUCAUGGUUCAAAAUGUCUUUGAAACAAAACAGCAAUGAAAA